Molecule: messenger RNA, 2161 nt
Organism: Vitrella brassicaformis
Lineage: Eukaryota; Vitrellaceae
Source: the annotation of a GenBank genome assembly
CACGGAAAGGCACAUGCAUUUGGCAUUUCAAUGGCUCCGCUUCCUCUCUGGCUGCCAUCUUACCCUCCAGUGGGUGAGGUGCAAAGGCCUCAGAAUCUUCCCUGAUCCGUCUGCGAGCUUGGCUUUCCGCUUUCGGUGCAUCUUGGCGACAGCGUGGCCGUGUAGAGUGUGUGGGAGAUGCCCAAAGAGCUGUCGUGAUGUCAUCGAUCCACACGGAUGCCGCCGCCCAUCUGUCUGAGUGACGCUGAUCUGACGCAUUGAGGUGAGAGAGGACAAGCAAGAGGGCCUACUGGCAUCAGCAAUGACAGUCUCCGCGACCUCUGUGUGUUUGUUGCAGAUUUCCGGCACUUUCAGUGGCGUCCAGCAACAGAGCGACAGUCAAAGGCAGCCGAGUAGCCAACUGAGGUACGGCAAGCGGAAGAAAGCCACUCAGAGGCUCACAGAUUGAUGAGGCGACACUCACCGCAUUCACUCAUAUGAUGUCCGUGCUGUGACUGUUUGCAGGUGUGCAGAUGUGACUAUGUCUGCUGCUGCUUCUGAAGGAGCCGGUGACUCUAUAGCUGACGAGCCAUCUUCAUCUGCUGCGCCGGCUGCUGUCAAUGGUAAGCAACCCCAUUCAGUGCAAAAUGACACAGUCCUGCCGGCACACAGCUCUCUCUCUCUUUCUCUCUGUGUGAGUGUAGCGGUCAAAGGUGGCGGUCAGCGAGAGAGUGUGCCCUUCUCGGCCGUCGCUGCCACAGUGACACCGGCUAUCGCCCAGUGCCUCAGCGGCAGUGAGUACGCCGGGAUGAUCGCUCUCAGCCGCAUCGAUAAGACCCUCCGCAACUCCCUCGCCCCAAUUCUGCUGCCUUUGCUGAUGCGCCUGUUGGUCGUCCUGCUGCCCACUAUCGGCCUCGAUUCUCUCGUCGUGUGGGUCAUCCCCCAGCUGCCGCUCCCUGAGGCACUCAGCCACGGCUGCUGCGUGGCAUACCUCAUCGAACAGCUCAGCCGGCGGCUGUGGAUGAUGGAGAGGGGCGGCAAGUGGGCCAGAUGGAAACCUGUGCUGGAGAUGCUGUAUCUGCUGAGAGGCAAGAGGCCACUGGUGCUGGGGGAUGACAACUUCGGCGUCUUCGGCAGCCGGGCGGCCUUCAUGAGUGAGAGGGAGGCGGUCCGCCAGUGGAAGAUACUCAGCUGGGGGGUCACUGUCAAUCAGGGAGGCCAACAGAGACUCUUGAUGGACGGCGAUAAUAUUCUCCUCCACUGGUAUGGCCAUCACUGGUAUACCUAUCAGCCCCCCACUCUCCUCGCCUCUGCCAGCCCCCUCUUCCGUCGUGCCGCAUUCGAUGCAUUCGACCCCACCGACCCGCCCACGCAGCUGGCCAGCUACCUGUACUCCAACUACACAUCCAUGGUGGCCUUCGAGCUGUUCCGCUGGCUGACCAAUAGCGGCCACAUCCGUCGCAUCAAAUCUUGCUCGUCUUUCCGUCGUGCUUAUGCUGAGUACCGGCGUGUGGGUGAGCUGCAGGCGGCCUCUCCCAGCGAUGCGGCGCAGUGGGGGGCGGGGGCGGCCGUAUUCAACGAAAUGAUGGAGGGUUGGAGGGGAUGGCAUUGCCGGCUGGUGGUGCUGGGCAGUGAGGCGAUGGGCGAGGGGCACAUGGCAGUCAUUCGGCUGGUGAGAGAUUCGGGCCGUACGAGUGACCGCUCUGUGGAGAUCUUCACGACCGAGUCGGCCCCCCACGACCACACGCGCACCGUUGUAAUGAGAGUGCUGGGGGACCACCUGGGGGGCAACGUGUGGGAUGAGCAGCACGAGACAGACAGAGAGAUCAUUUUCGUUGUAGAGUAGGACGCACCAGGCAGACUCACAGACAGUCUGCUGCCGUGGUGCUCUUGCGGUGUGAGUGUUCCCUUGACAGUGUGACAAGGCUGUGUGUACUAGUGGGAAGCAAAGGCUGUGUUGGAGUUUUUCCGUUGACCUCUUUGCCAUGUUUGGUGCAUGCUGUAGCAUUCCGGUCCUGGUGUGUGUGCGUGUCCGUCGUGACUGAGUGAAACGAGCGCACUUUUGCUCAUCCAUGAGCCGAAAACAUUCAGACUGCCGUGAGCAUUAUCGUUUGUGUGUGUGUGUGUGUGUGUCGAAGCACGCCACCACUGCAUUGAGCAAUAAUCAGCCACCAUCCCCCCC